Molecule: messenger RNA, 3317 nt
Organism: Halteromyces radiatus
Lineage: Eukaryota; Fungi; Mucoromycota; Mucoromycetes; Mucorales; Cunninghamellaceae
Exons: 1
Coding region: 82-3237 (1051 amino acids)
Biological process (GO): GPI anchor biosynthetic process
Cellular component (GO): endoplasmic reticulum membrane
Molecular function (GO): mannose-ethanolamine phosphotransferase activity
Source: RefSeq, a predicted model, not a curated record
AAAAAAAAAAACUUUUUUUUUCUUGUACUUUUUUUUUUUGUCUAUUUUGUUUGACCACACACAAUCAUUUUUGUUCUCAUCAUGGCUUCCCGCUUGGUUCUUUUCUUAUUAACAAGUUUCCACCUACUUGGACUGACUAUUUUUUUGAAAGGCUUUCUUUUGACACGACAAACACUUGGUCAACGGGGAACUUUUUACGAUACUUGGGAUAGAUUUCCUCUGAUCAAUGAUAACAACAACAAUAGUGAUAUACAAAUGAAAGAUUUACCAGCUACAGUUGAUUCUCCUCCUGCAUUCAAACGCGUCAUUGUGGUGGUUAUUGAUGCUCUUCGAUUUGAUUUUAUGGUCCAAGAUGAAUCACAACAAAACAGACUCUACCGAAAUCAUCUUCCCAUCAUCGAUUGGCUUUAUACGACACAACCUGAUCACACAUUAUUAUUUCAAUUUCGGGCUGAUCCUCCUACAACAACAAUGCAACGUAUCAAAGGACUUAUGACUGGCUCUCUACCAACAUUUAUCGAUGCUGGUUCCAAUUUUGCCUCCUCUGCUGUGCAAGAAGAUCAUCUACUACACCAUAUAGUAGCACAAUACCCGGCUUUGUAUUUCAUGGGUGACGAUACUUGGCAACAUUUAUUCCCAAAAGAUUUGGCACCUGAACGUACAUUUGCUAGUGACAGCUUCAAAAUGUUUGAUCUUCAUACCGUUGACAAUCGAAUUCAAGAACACCUUUGGCCCUUAUUAGACAAUCCAGAGUCAGACUGGCAAGUUAUCAUUACUCACUUUUUAGGUGUGGAUCAUUGUGGGCAUACUUUUGGACCUGAUCAUAUCAACAUGGCUACAAAACUAGAAGAAAUGAAUACUGUAUUGGAAAGACUGGUGAAGAAUCAUGUGAAUCAAGAUACUUUACUGGUGGUGAUGGGAGAUCAUGGCAUGUCAACUGAAGGUGAUCAUGGUGGUGAAAGUGUGGAAGAACUGAUGAGUGGUUUACUCCUUUAUUCUGGACGGAAAUUGACAAUGGCUAUUUCGAACGACAACAGCAACCAUACUAGUGGCAGAUCGGAUUCUUUCUCGUCAACAAUGGAUUAUUUUCAUGAUUUUGUCAAACGAAUGUAUGACACUAGAGCCUCUAUUCUUGGAUAUGACAAUCAUAAAAUCACUCAGCGAUUACACUACAAUGCAUCAGCGUUUCCUAUCGUUCCUCAAAUCCAUCUAGUACCUACUUUGGCGUAUUUACUUCAUAUUCCUAUUCCAUUUGGCAACUUGGGCUCUCUUGUACCUGAUGUACUUCUCUCGUGUCUCGACAGCAAUGAUGAUGGCGUUACAGGAGUAACAGAUGAUGACAUUGACCAACGACUGAAAUGUAUAUUACAUAUGGCUCAACAAUUCCGAUUGAAUGCAUUACAAGUAUACGACUAUUUAACGACUUAUGGAUUGGAAACACAUCACAUUGGAUUCACCAAAACAGCGAUGAUGCCUUUGAUUGAACAUUUGGAGACAGCAGAAGCAACUAUGAUACAAGCUUUGAAUCUAUUAUCGAACACUGAUAACAAUCAAAUGGAUACCAUUGAAUUAUUAGCAUCAGCAACCAUGACUUACGAUCUCUUUUUAUCAAGCACUAUCAAAUACUGUGAAGCGAUAUGGGCUCAAUUUGACGUUGGAUGUAUGCUGUUAGGAAUGAUGAUGCUCAGUGCUACAACUGUGACAGGAUUGUUUUUAUGGAUACGAUAUACUGAUUGGUCAGGAAUGCAACUAUGGCAAUUGGGAACCGCGGCUUUGGAACUGAUAUCAUCUUAUUGGAUUUAUAUUGUAUCAGCGAUACUGAUAAUGAUGUCUGGAAGUGGUGUUCUUUUCCAUUUUUUUAUUGGUAGUGAAUUUCAAUCCACUUUUUCUAUCCACUGGCACGGUAUGUUCGAUAAAAUGGGAUGGAUGGAUGGAUACUCUUGUAUGACUGGCUUGGUGAUCAUGCUCCUUCUUAUCACUAUCAUCCAACAACGACGGCAGAAAAUUCAAUCAUCAUCAUCAACAACAACAACAAAUACGGCAAUGACCAGGACAUAUCGUGAUGGAUGUAUUUUAUUAUUUGCUGCGUUAGGACAAGCGUUGACUUUGGGAUCCAAUAGUUUUGUUAUUUGGGAAGAUCGUGGAUCAAGGUUUGCUAGUGUUACUCUGUGUGUCUGGUGGCUCCUGCGAAAUAUUCAAAACAUGGGACUGGAGAAGAACAACAAGAAAAGUGAUUGGGUAUCGAUGGUGUCAAGUCCUUUCUUGGUGAUGUUGUGGACACGACUUUCUGGUACAUUAGGCCAAUGCCGAGAAGAACAAUAUCCUCAUUGCAAGUAUGUUGACAUUGGGGACUUGAAACAAUUGGAUACUGGCUUUUGGAUGACUUUACUUAUUUGUACAGGUGGUUUAUUACUCGUUAUUCGUUGGAUGGCAAGUGUCACGACUGAGUUGUCUCCUUGGAUCCUUUUGGCAUACGCAUCGUGUGUUACGGCAGUAUUUAUCCGGAUGAUAGACGACGUAUAUCGAAACAUCAGUGACAAAGGAUUAUUGGACUCUAUGGCAUUUUUAUUUGAAGAUGGAUCGACAGUAAUAUGGCUACAGAAAUCAAUGGACUUGUAUCUACCACGAUAUAUUUACACGACAUGUCUUUUGGUUAGCAUUUACAUGUGGGCGACAAAGAAGAAUGAUUCUAUAAAGAUGAAGCAACAGUAUUGGCUCUCUUAUCUAUGUAUUUGGUCAACGGUACUGGCUCUAUUACAACGACCAGCAGCAGGAUGGGUGAUUUUACUAUGUCCUUUUAUUAUAUAUCGAUUAUCUACAACGGAUGAUCAUAGCAUCAUGAUCAGAUUAGCAUUGAUUCAUCUAGUGGGACAUCAUUUAUUUUUUGUUACUGGCCAUCAAGCAACCUUUACCUCACUACCAUGGCAUGCGGCAUUCAUUGGUUUUGACGACAUGUAUUAUUAUAUUGGCGCUAUGCUGGUGACACUUUCCACGUUGACUGGGUAUGUGGUAUCAUGGAUAGGCACGUCGUUCAUAUUAUCACAAUAUCAACAUCAUGAUGAUGAUAAUACUCUCUUUAUGGCACUCUUACAUUAUAUUCCUACUUGUCUCUCUUCGUUCUUUGUCUAUAUUCUUCGGCGGCACCUGAUGACUUGGAAAAUCUUUGCUCCACGGUUUUUACUGCAGACACUUUUGGUGACUGGUACCUUUAUUGCACAAUUGGUACUUGGAUAUUGAAUUAUUAUUUUUAUUAUUUUUAUUAUUUUAGUAUGUAAUGAAUUUAGAUUUUUGUUUUUAUGAAUAAAUAUUAUUUUGAU